AUGUAUACAGGACAAGUCAUUUUGAAUCAAAAUGAAUUUGCAAGUUUUUACUAUUUAACAAAAAAUUUUGGUGUUAAAAGAUUGAAAAAUGCUGUAGAACAGCAUAUAUCUAAAAAUAGAAGUGAAAGCUAUAAAACAAGAAAUAGUAGUAAAAAGAAAAAUCAAAUAAAUAGAAAAAUGUUAUCAACAAAUAAAAGUAGCAAAGAUAAUUCAUAUACAAAAUCUACUAAUUCCAAGAUAACUGAUACUUUACCUACAAGUGAAUUCAUAAAUAUGCAAAGUUCUGUUACAAUUCCUGAAAUUAAUAAUCCUUACAACAAAUUUUCAAAUUACUGUAAUAAGGAAUAUAUUCAUAAAAACAAAGUAUUACCUCCUUUAAUUGCAAGUAUAAAUCAGUUUUCUAAUGAAAAUAAAAAUUAUGGAGGAAACAGAAAUGUAAAAGUAACCAAUUCUCAGAAGAAUAAAAGUUCCAGAAAAAAUACUUUAAGUAACUCUUUAAACAAUACAAGUUUUAAUUCAAAAAGAAUAAAUAGCUAUAGAUGUAAAGGAGGAUAA
This is a messenger RNA of Strongyloides ratti, 555 nucleotides long. RefSeq lists its product as hypothetical. The transcript has a single exon. The coding region runs from base 1 to 555 and encodes 184 amino acids. NCBI's taxonomy places the organism in Eukaryota, Metazoa, Nematoda, Chromadorea, Rhabditida, Strongyloididae. The record is from RefSeq and is a predicted model, not a curated record.